Messenger RNA from Manihot esculenta (cassava), 2184 nucleotides. RefSeq names its product pentatricopeptide repeat-containing protein At2g29760, chloroplastic. Gene Ontology annotation, cellular component: intracellular membrane-bounded organelle. Lineage: Eukaryota; Viridiplantae; Streptophyta; Magnoliopsida; Malpighiales; Euphorbiaceae. The record is from RefSeq and is a predicted model, not a curated record. The transcript has 2 exons. Gene Ontology annotation, biological process: RNA modification. The coding region runs from base 189 to 2015 and encodes 608 amino acids. Gene Ontology annotation, molecular function: RNA binding; protein binding.
AAAUAAAAGAAUAAUCCCCUCUCGGCCUCUCCUGCUGCCGUUUGUAUUUGAGGUGAAGCCAGUCGGAAAUCUGCUUCAUAUGCUGCCAGAAGGAGCUGUAUUUAUGAAAACGGUUGAGAGGUCAAGACGGGAUCAUUUGGGCAGAAUCUACUUCACUUGCUGCCAGUCGGGAAUCUGCCCAAGACGCUAUGAGAGGUCCUCCGAGCUUCGCUGGUCUCUCUAAUCUCUUGCAAGGCCGCAUCCCACGUACCCAUCUCCUCCAAAUCCAUGCCAGAGUCUUCCGUCUCCAUGCACACCAAGACGACUUGAUAGCAACUCGUCUUAUUGGCCAUUACCCAUCUCAUCUUUCUCUUCGCGUUUUUUAUCAAUUGCAGAGACCCAAUUUGUUUCCAUUUAAUGCUAUUAUCAGAGUCUUCGCUCAUGAGGGUCCUUUCCGAGAAUCUUUCUUUCUCUUCCGCAGAUUAAAGCGGCAGUCCCUUUCCCCUAAUGACUUGACCUUUUCAUUUAUCUUGAAGGCGUGUUUUGGUUCCAGAAAUGUGCUUUAUGUGAAACAAAUCCAUACCCACAUCUUAAAAGUUGGUCUUGUUACUGAUCCUUUUGUUUGUAAUGGUCUUGUGGCUGUUUAUUCUAAGUGCUUUGAAGAUUUGGCAUCUGCCCGUUUGUUGUUUGAUGAAAUGCCUGACAAAGGUGUAGUUUGUUGUUGGACUUCUUUGAUUGCUGGUUUUGCUCAGUCUGGUCAAUCUGAGGAAGUUUUGAGGCUCUUCUGUGAUAUGAUUGUUAAGGAGAAUUUGAGACCAGAGAAUGAUACAAUGGUCAGUGUUUUAUCAGCAUGUUCAAACCUUGAAUUCCACGAGAUUGAGAAAUGGGUAACUGUUUUAUCUGAAUUCACAAACAACACUGAAUCUAAGACUUCUAGCUGUGAUUCAGUCAAUAACGUUCUUGUCUAUUUGUAUGGGAAAUGGGGAAAGAUUCAAAAGAGUAGGGAAAGAUUUGAUAAUGUUUCUUGUAAUGGAAUAAGAAGUGUGCUUCCUUGGAAUUCUAUGAUAAAUGCAUACGUUCAAAAUGGUUUUCCUUUGGAGGCUUUAGGUCUUUUUCGGUUAAUGGUGGAGAAUCCUACAUGUAGACCCAACCAUGUUACCAUGGUUAGCGUGCUUUCUGCUUGUGCUCAAACUGGUGAUCUAGAGCUUGGAAAGUGGGUUCAUGAAUACUUGAAAUCCAAAGGACACAAAGGUGUUCUCGAAUUCAACACAUUCCUAUCGACUGCAUUGAUAGACAUGUACUCUAAAUGUGGGAGUUUGGACAAGGCAAAGGAGGUUUUCAACCAGAUGGUUUCCAAAGAUGUUGUCUCAUUCAAUGCCAUGAUAAUGGGUCUUGCAAUAAAUGGUGAAGGGAUAGAGGCGGUUAAACUUUUCUAUACUAUGAAAGAAUUUGGUCUACAUCCCAAUGCUGGAACAUUCCUAGGCCUUCUAUGGGCUUGCAGCCACUCAGGAUUAUCAGAUGAAGGACGAAAGAUUUUCCAAGAAAUGAGCUCAAGCUUUUUCGUCCUCCCUAAAUUGGAACAUUAUGCUUGCUAUAUUGAUCUUCUUGCACGAAAUGGCCAUUUGGAAGAAGCAAUCAAGGUUGCUACCUUAAUGCCUUUUAAGCCUAACAAUUUUGUAUGGGGAGCAUUGCUUGGGGGUUGCCUGCUCCACUCGAAAGUAGAUUUGGCUAAACUUGUUUACAAGAGGUUUCUUGAAGUAGACCCAGCUAAUUCUGCAGGCUAUGUGAUAUUGGCUAAUGUAUUUGCCGCUGAUCAUCGAUGGAAUGAUGUAUCAGCACUGAGGUGGUUUAUGAAGGAAAAAGGAGUCAGGAAACAGCCUGGAUGUAGUUGGAUCAGCAUUAAUGGAGUUGUCCAUGAAUUUCUAGUGGGUUCUCCAUUGCAUCCUCAAAUCGAGAGCAUACAUCACAUGUUACAUGGAUUGGUAAUGGAUAUGAAGAUUGCAAGUUCUCAGGAAACUCCAAAGCUGGAGUUAUAAUGUUACACUGAAUUGUGUCAGAGUUGUUUCAUAGACUCAAAUCAAUUGAAUGGUCUCUUUGAGAAAAUUUUGUCCAUUGACCACAAGUGAGGAUCAUAACUUUUAUACUGAAUUAUAGAAGGGAAAGGGAUGUCAGAAGCCUUCUUAUUCUUAAGCGGACUCACAUAAU